AUGGCGUUCUCAAAGCUUGCCGUGACGACCGCUCGCCAUACGUCGAGAACGUAUCGGCAUAGCAUUCGAACCCACGAUUUCUUCUCCUCCAGACCUCCGCGGCCGAGGUUUUUCGCACACAAAACCUCGUUGUUAGUGGUGGCACGACCGAUUCUGCGCCCGCAGCUGCCUUUUCUGUAUCCUUCCUCUCGCGGCAACACGCUCCAAAAGUCCGUCGGACGAUUCAUCUCCACCGAACGCAAACAACGCUGGAAGGAACAAUUCUGGCGCUACGUCCGCAUCAAUGCCUACCUCUGGCCCGCGGCUUUCCUGCUUACCGUCCUGUCGAUGGGCAUGGUGCACACGAAGUUGGAACGGGACUAUCCCACUCCCGGAGAUUGGUCCUUUUGGAGUCGGUGGUGUAUGCGCGAGGCAAAAUUUACCGAGCUUGCAGACGGCGCCAAGGUGAACCAGAUCCUGACGGAUUGGGCAAAAGCUGGUCGGUUAUAUCUGAACGUCCUCGAGCGGCUGGAGAAUGAAAAGGUGGACGGGCAGUUCCUCAUCAAGCACGCGGAAACGGAGUCGUCACCUGCAGACACAACUGAAGGGUUCAACGUGCAUGCGAAGAGCGAGCCGUGGCGGCGAGGGUAUCACGAAGCUCUGAUGGGUGCUGCACGUGUAGCUGAACACCUGGAGGGCAUGUGCAAGCUGAAAGGCGACGAAGGAGGUCGGGUGUAUCCCUGGGAAAGCAUUCCUUCACCCAGCAAUCCACGCCCAAAGCCACUUCCAUACGACAGGAAGCACGGGCAUAUCAGUCCACCGCCUGCGGAGGAAGUGGAAGACGCUUUCCCCCCUCCAUCUGUUUUUUACGAGAAGAUCUUGAACACAGUUGGCUUUGAUACGCGGCAACGAUUGGAGGCAGCUCUGGCCUAUGCCGAUUGGUGUGAUUUCAAGGGAAACAACGCUGCAGCUGAGGGCCUGUACGUCAAAGCCGCAGAGAUUGCUCAAGCGGGUUUGCCGACGGGAACCGCAGAUGUGAUUGACACGCAGACGGGAAUGAUUCUCAAAGGGCGAGAAGAUGCCGUGAGCGAAAACAUCCUGCGAGUCAGCACUGCCUUUGGAGUUCAUCAUGUCAAAGACGGGAACGUCAAGAAAGCUCUCCCGGUAUUUCUCAGCGUCCUCCGAGCGAGAAAGACUCUGCCUGCAUCUCCUCUUGGCCCGGCCAUUGUGCCAUCAAAAGUCAAAGUCGAGAAGGAUGAAGGCUGGCUGUCUUAUGUGUAUGCUCUGAAAGAUUUGCUGGUUGAGAGGCCAUAUCCUCCACCUCCAGCCACAGGCAACGAAAGGCCAUAUCACACAUUAAAGGAAGCUUGCGAAGAAGUAGGACUCAUGACAUAUAUCGGUGAGAUCCUUUUUGCCACAAGUGAUAGCGAGCGAGCAAAAGGCCUCAGCUGGACUAGAGACAGCGUCGAAGCCGCCGAAGCGAUUAUGUGGGUAAUGGACGAACAAAAGGAGCAAGAUGGAAGGGAUCGAUGUCGUGAGUGUUUGGAAACUGGACUCCAGAACUGGAAAGCUAUGUCUCAACAGAUGGCACGACUUGCGGCCAAGAAGGAACAGGAAAUUGAGAGCGGCAAGGGCCUCUUCGGGCUCGGUCUGGGCAGAACACAACAGCUUGAAAAGGCUCGAACCGAAAGGAGGAGAUGGGAUGAGGAGAAUCUACAAGUCGAACUGCGGAGGCAGAAGACUCUACCGCUCCUUCAGGAGCCCUUGCAGCCCAUUUCUGGAGGUUGGCUAUCCACUCGCGUGUGA
This is a messenger RNA of Fonsecaea nubica, 1785 nucleotides long. RefSeq lists its product as hypothetical. Bases 1 to 1785 code for a protein of 594 amino acids. NCBI's taxonomy places the organism in Eukaryota, Fungi, Ascomycota, Eurotiomycetes, Chaetothyriales, Herpotrichiellaceae. The record is from RefSeq and is a predicted model, not a curated record. The transcript has a single exon.